AAUAGACGACUGUCGUCUGAUCCAGCUUCUAAGGAGAACGCUCAAGAAAGGUGCUCAAAAUUACAAAAGGCAGGAUGUCAACAGUGUUUCUCCAUGUGGGUCAGUGUGGCAACCAACUAGGCCAACAAUUCUGGCAACUUGUUCAACAAGAUGAAGAGGCCAAGCGCACCUUUUACCGGAGAGAUCAGAAGCUUCCAUCGCUCCAUGUUGACACAGAGAAGAAAGUGAUUGCUAAGCUAUUGAGAAAUAGUAAACAACUUCCUGUAAGAGAGGAAAAUGUCAUCCUGAGCAAGCAAGGCAGAGGAACAAACUGGGCCAUGGGGUACCAUGGGACAUCAAGCAAUCCUAGUGAAAGCAUGGUUGAAUUAACCCUUGAAGCCAUGAGGAGAGAGGUAGAGAGAUGUGAAUCUUUCUGUGGUACAGUUAUGAUGCACAGUCUGAGUGGUGGAACUGGAUCAGGUCUUGGUUCUCGUCUCUGUGAGGCUGUGAGAGAUACAUAUCCCAUGGCAUACAUCCUGGAUAUAGCUGUAGCUCCGCAUACCCAAGGAGAGAGUCCUCUUCAACAUUACAACAAUCUAUUCUGCCUCUCUUGGCUACAAAAGUUUGCUGAUUGUGUCAUCCUCUAUCAUAAUGAUGAAGUCUUACACCAUCUCCAAGGCUUAAAUAUCACCAAGGGCAACCGUGAUGCUGCAAACGUCGAUAUCAAAAUGAUGAAUAAAUACAUCACAGACUCCUUGGCUGGCUUACUGUGCCCAAUAACAAGUAAUACUACAAAAAGUGGUAUAUCUUGUGGCAAUGAAGCAUGGGAGAUGCUGAGAUCUGUCGCUCCAAUGCCUUCUCAUAAGUUUCUUCAUGUCUCGCAUGUAAUGAAAAGGGAGUCUACAUGGGAGGCCAUGACUACCAAUCUUACCCAGAGUGCUGUGAGAUAUGAUCCAGAUGGACAGCAUUACUCCUCACUUGCCUCACUGGUGGCAGUAAGAGGAGAGACAACAUCCACCUUCAUGACGAGUCUUUCAACCAUUGAGAGAAAACUCAAAGCAGCCCUCAACUUUGCUGAGUGGAAUCCCUUCCCAAUCGACUUCUGGAUAGGAAACCAGCAAGGAGUUUUACCAAAGGACACUUCUUCCAUGACGAUGUGUGUGAAUACUAGUAGGAUUGUGAGCACGAUGCAGAGAGUUCAGUCCAGAGCACAGUCCAUGUAUGAAGCCAAGGCUUUCCUACACUGGUACCAAAGAUACAGCUGUGAUGAGACGGACUUCGAAGACGCAUUUUCCACAGUGAAUCAAGUCAUCAGAGACUAUGAGAGUGCGGCUGAGGGUUGAAGAAUUCAGCAGCACAUGACAGAGAUGGUCCAUCCACAAAGACAGAGUGCUGGUGGUAGGAUGUAAACCUCCAUAAGGAUAUAUGUAGAAAGCAGCAAACAGAAAUACAAUCAUGCAAUACGUACACGAGGAUAGGUCUUGCGUGUGGGACCAUGAGAGUGCAGCUGAGGGUUGAAUAAUCAGCAGCACAUGACAAAGAUGGUCCAUCCACAAAGACAGAGUGCUGGUGGUAGGAUGAACACCUCCAUAAACAAGCAGCAAACAGAAAUACAGUGUGUAUUAGAAUAAUCUGAUACGUAGACAAGAAUCGGUCUUGUGUCGAAUGCAAAAAAGGCAAGAAGGUUUUGGUAAACUGAAAUGAUGAUAGGGAAUGUGUUUAUUUACGUUAUAUGAAUAGUAGAAGGAGGAACAUAUUGAAUCACUAGAUCCCUUUAGCUUAUGGGUCUAAUUGCGUAUGAAUCACUUAAAUUCUGUGACAUUGUUAUUUUUAUCCUGGAAGUAGUAAUUAGACAAGCAUAGGCAAUUUUGCAGCAUGAUAUAGUGUCCUUGUUAAUAUGCGAGCACAGG
Strongylocentrotus purpuratus (purple sea urchin) is the source of this 1889-nucleotide messenger RNA. RefSeq names its product tubulin delta chain-like. The transcript is spliced from 12 exons. Gene Ontology annotation, molecular function: GTP binding; structural constituent of cytoskeleton. Lineage: Eukaryota; Metazoa; Echinodermata; Echinoidea; Camarodonta; Strongylocentrotidae. Gene Ontology annotation, cellular component: microtubule; cytoplasm. The record is from RefSeq and is a predicted model, not a curated record. The coding region runs from base 75 to 1322 and encodes 415 amino acids. Gene Ontology annotation, biological process: microtubule cytoskeleton organization; mitotic cell cycle.